Racocetra fulgida is the source of this 649-nucleotide messenger RNA. The record is from the annotation of a GenBank genome assembly. Lineage: Eukaryota; Fungi; Glomeromycota; Glomeromycetes; Diversisporales; Gigasporaceae.
AUGUCUGAACAAAUUAAAAAACCAAUUAAAGAUUUAUUUGAAGAAAAUGUAAUUUGGGCCAGGGAUAUGAAAAAGAAAAAUCCCGCCUGCUUUGAAAUUUAUAAUGAUCAAAAACCAAAAUUUUUGUGGAUCGAUCCUGGUGAAAUCUUUGUUUUUCGAAAUAUUGCUAAUCAAUUCAAUAUUACAGAUUUAAGUGCUUUAUCAGUAAUAGAAUACACUAUAGAGGAACUUAAAGUUGAUCAUAUAAUAGUAUGCGACCAAGAUGGUCACACUGGCCAAAAUGGUUACACUGGCCUUUGGGUGCAAAAUAUCAAAGAGGUUUACUUGUUAAAUAAACCUCAGUUAGAUAAUAAAACGCUUGAAGAUCGAUAUAAACUAUUGGUUGAACUUAACGUCAAAAAGCAAGUUUACAAUAUUUGUGCCACAGAUAUUGUUCAAAGAGCGUGGAAAAGAGGCCGUAAAGUCUUUAUACAUGGUUUAGUCUACAACAUAGAAACAGGCUUACUUAAGGAUCUUAAUGUUGCUAAUUGCCUUGAGAUUUUUUCUAAGCCUUUAGACUUUCCAGUUGAUGAAAAGAUUAUCAUCCAACAUAGUGAAUUGCCUCCUGUGACAGAUGAACUUUCGGUUACAUUACGAUUCAAACUUGAGA